AGAUUCGAAGCUCGGGGCGGCAGAGGUGUGGACAUCUCGACAGGCCCUGCAGGACCUGUACCAGAAGAUGCUGGUGACCGACCUGGAGUACGCCCUGGACAAGAAGGUGGAGCAAGACCUGUGGAACCAUGCUUUUAAGAACCAGAUCACCACGCUGCAGAGCCAGGCCAAGAACCGGGCCAACCCCAACCGCAGCGAGGUCCAGGCCAACCUGUCGCUGUUUCUGGAGGCCGCCAGCGGGUUCUACACACAGUUGCUGCAGGAGCUGUGCACCGUGUUCAACGUGGACCUGCCGUGUCGCGUCAAGUCGUCUCAGCUCGGCAUCAUCAGCAAUAAACAGAGCAACACCGGCGCCAUCGUCACCCCGCAGCCCAGCUCCUGCUCCUACAUCUGCCAGCACUGCCUCGUCCACCUCGGAGACAUAGCGCGUUACCGUAACCAGACCAGCCAGGCGGAGUCCUACUACCGACACGCAGCUCAGCUGGUCCCAUCCAACGGUCAGCCGUACAACCAGCUGGCCAUCCUGGCCUCGUCUAAAGGAGACCACCUCACCACCAUCUUCUACUACUGCCGCAGCAUCGCAGUGAAGUUCCCCUUCCCAGCAGCCUCCACCAACCUGCAGAAGGCCCUGUCCAAGGCUCUGGAGAGCCGCGAUGAGGUGAAAACCAAGUGGAGCGUGUCGGAUUUCAUCAGGGCCUUCAUCAAGUUCCACGGUCACGUCUACCUGAGCAAGAGUCUGGACAAACUGGACGCUCUCAGGGAGAAACUGGAGGAGCAGUUUCAGAGGCUGAUCUUGCAGAAAGCCUUCAGCUCUCAGCAGCUGGUCCACAUCACCGUCAUCAACCUGUUUGAGCUGCACCACCUCAGAGACCUGACGGCCGACGGCGGCGAGCAGAGCUACAGCAGCGAGCAGCAGAUCAGCUGGUUCCAGCUGCUCGGACUCUUCAUGUCCUUCCUGGGCGUCAUGUGCAGCCGCGCUCUGCUCAACAAGAACCGAGGGGAGGAGAUCAUGGGGGAGUGUCCUCUGCCGGCCAUUAAGGUUUCUCUGGACUGGCUCAAACUGAGACCCAGCGUCUUCCACGAGGCCGCUGUGGAUAAGAGGCAGCAUGUCUGGCCCUGGCUGGUCUCCAUCCUCAACAGUUUCCAGCCCAAAGAGGACGACGUGUCCUGUUCCUCAGCGACGCCCCUGCCAGAGGAGUUUGAGUUGCAGGGUUUCUUGGCGCUCCGGCCCGCUCUGAGGUCCCUGGAUUUCACUAAAGGUCAUCAGGGCAUCCUGGUGGACAGGGACGGCUUACCGGUCCACACUCGGCAUCAGAGACUCAUCAGUCUGGGCAAAUGGGUGGCCGACAACCAGCCGGGGCUGAUUCAGUGCAGAGUGAGCGAGGACGGCCUCCUCGUCUUCAUCACCGACAUUCCAGAGCAGGCCAUCGAGGAGCCGCAGGAGAAGGAGGCGCCGGUGCUGCAGGAGUCGUCCAACGGCGAGCAGACGGCCAACGACGGCGGGAACUCCGGCCUGAAGUCGGUGCUGUCGGCGGGGAAGACGCAGAGCUCGUGGCCCGACGGCAGCGACCGACCCGUCGUCACCUUCAAGGAGAACAUCAAACCCCGCGAGCAGAGCCGCGAGCCUACACGCAACCACCACCUGAAGGACAGCGGCAAGGAGCGCCGGGACUUUGCCAAAGGCAACGGGGCUGCUGGGAAAGGAGAGCUGAAGAGGGACGGGAAGAGGAAGAGUGAGCUGAAGAAAGCCGGACACGAGAAAAGCAGCGAUGCUGGAAAACAGGUGAAGGCGCAGACGGAGCUGAGGAAGACUCCGGUCUCUGAGGCGAAGAAGACUCCUGUCACUCAAACUCAAACCACCUGCUCCUCCCAGUUCAUCCCCAUCCAUCAUCCUGGAGCCUUCCCACCACUGCCCAGCAGACCCGGUUUCCCCCCCUCCGCCUACGUGAUCCCUCCCCCGGUGGCGUUUCCGGGGCUUCAGGUGAAUCCGGGCUUCACUUUCUCCACCGGCGUGUCCGUCCCCGGACCCUUCCUCCAGCCGGGCGUCCACUCCCAGGCCGGCUCUCAGGCCGGGAAGCAGUCCCACAUUCCCUACAGUCAGCAGAGGCCCUCCGGUCCCGGUCCGGGUCAGGGGCCGGGAUCCACGGGCCAGGGGCCCUCGCAGGGUCAGCAGCCACAGAACCAGCCGCCCUCCCAGCAGGCCUUGCAACAGUCGGUCCAGCUGCAGGUGCAGGCCAUGAGCCAGCAGCAGCAGUCUCCCACCAAGCCGGUGCAGCAGGUCGGGAUGGGGAAGAGUCCGCCUCACCACCCGGGACUGCAGCAGUACAUGCAGGUCCAGGAUCAGCCGGCGCAGAUGUGGAACCAGGCUCAGGCUGCCCUGCAGAAGAUGUCUCCCAUGCAGAUGUCCAUGAAGCAGCCUCAGCAGCAGCAGCAGGCCUUCUACAUGGCGGCUCAGGACCCCCUCAAACUGUACGAGCACCAGCUGCAGCCCCCCAGCAUGGACAAGAAGAUCAAGUACCCCAACGUCAAGAUGCAGGACUUCUACUGGGAGCCGUCCUACCGGAUAGGGGACGGCCUGGCUGUGAUGGCAGACAGGAUGAAGAGGCCUCCGCCGGGCGGUAUCUGUCCCGAGCAGGACCCCUCCGCUGGGCCCCGGGGGCCCCCGUUUGAGGACAACAAGCCGGUGUCUUCUACGCCGCCUGACCUGUUAAAAACCUCUUAGCAGAUUUUUAGGUGGAGGAGGAGGGAGCUCGUCUUUACUAAGCCUCCGUGAUUUCUUCCAGGCCUGGCCGGCCCCCUGGGCUCUGCUCCUGGACCAAACAUAUUUGUAUGUAGCUCUGUCUUCUGCCCAACCAGAGCCCGCAUGGAGAGCGGCCCGAGGUUCGUCGGCCAGUCCUCUUCUCUUCCUGGCCUAUGACUGGGUUCCCCCAUUGCAGCUUUUGAAUUACAACCAGAAGCAGCAUUCUUCAGCCAGGGCCUACGGCAAAACCUGCCGCCAGCUCCAGCCCGACGUUCCCGAUGGAUGCACCAGGAGCCGUCCCUCUACUCCCUUGUUCGAGGCACUCCCUGGUCCCUCCUCCCCGCCAGCUCAGGGUACGUCACACCUGCAAUCCCCUCAUCUCGUCCAACCAGCAGCCUGCCGCCUCCCCCCCCACACCACAACCACGGAGCCAUGCCCUUCUCUAACUUCGGGCCCAUAGGAUAAUCCGGCAGCCGGGACCGCCGGGUCGUGACUGGAAGCGACAAGACCGGAGCGGUCAGCGGGUUCGGUCUGGGACUACUGCGGCCGGCAAGCCUCAUCUGCAGCUUCAACACCAGCUGGCACCAGUGACCGGGCCGACGGCAGUCCUGGACCAAUCAGGAGUCUCCGAUGGAGGAGUCGUCUUCCACCGUGCUGCUCGACAGCCUCAAGUCGAUCUGGUCGAGCUCCAUGAUGCAGCCGGGCCCGUCGGCUCUGGAGCAGCUCCUCCUGCAGCAGAAGCAGAAGCAGCAGCGAGGUCACGGCGCCAUGAACCCGCCUCACUGAACGGCAGGCCGCGGCGGCACUUUGUGUCCGGACGUCAACAAAAAACCACCACCAGGAGAAAACGGGAGGAGAAAAAAAACAAGAAGUUUGACGAAGACGAGCUCCAACUAAAAUUAAACCGGUGAGAAACGGUGGAGGCUGGGGAGGCGACACGACCCCCCGACGAGGCUGUGGAGGAGCGGUGACACCCCUCCUGGACCGGAGGGCGCGGGAUCUCUUCAACCGUGGUGCCACGCGCCACGCCACCGCCGGGUUCCCUUCAACCCGCGGAAAUCUGAACAUUGAGGAACAUACCCCCCCCUCACCACCACCACUGCCCCCCCCCACGCCACAUCUCCGCUCUCAUCCGAAAGAACUUAAAAAAAAUAAAAUAAAGCCGACCUCCUGGACGUCUGCUCGGUCCGGUCGGAGCGCCGGUUUUUAGCGUCUCCGCCGCCGCAGACUGAAGCGGGGACGUUGUGAGAGAGCGAGGACGGUGCGGUGGUCGGAUUCAGGGGGGCGGGGGUCAGGUGAAGCAGCGGGGGUCAAUAUAGACUGGACUUUCUGAUCUCUCAUUCAUUUUCAUUACUGAGGAGGAGGAGGAGGAGGAGGAGGAAGGCUCUCUGUAGUUUAGUGGUUGAAUGAAGGAAGGAAAGGAGGACGGUGGGAGUUGGGACAGCUAUAUAAAUAUAUAAAUAAAUAUAUAUUGCCAUAGUUGGACUUUAAACGGACCUUGUCUCGUAGCCGUGUUGUGAGAACGCCGCCUGUGAAGCGAAGCGUCACCUGGACUGUCCGAAUCCUUUUUUUGAAGGAGGAGCCCGAGGGCGUGGCGGCGGUGACGGGACGGCUUCGUGGUGCCAGUAAACGUCACAGGAAGGGAAGAAGUACAAGAGAGGGGGGGCUAAGAACAUAAAAAGCCCGUCACACUUAGGGAUAGUAUUACCGUUAGCUUCAGAUUGCAGAUAUUAACAAAAAACUGUAUUUUGUGAUUUGUUCGUAGCAGUUUUAGCUUCACGCCCUCUGAGGUGAAUACAGGUAUGUCUAUUAGCUUCCUGCUUGAAUAUUUUCGGGGUUCUCUUCCUCUCCGGCCUCUUCUUCCUGUUAUUUCUUUACUUAAUGAAGAAAAAAAAAGAAAAGAUGUAACCCUGCUCGCUUACUUAACCUGCAUUUACUGUUUCUUUUUGUUCAUGUUCUGCCUUUUUACUAGUUUUAAGCAGCUCUGUCGGCUCUUGUGUGCCUGCUCACUGUCCCGUUACACUGACUGCUGUAAAGGUUAGCACGAGGCCACAGACAGACAGACAGACAGGCAGGCAGACAGGUAGGUGUAUACAGGUAGUUGGCUCAGCCUGAAUGUUUUCCACUAUGUUUCCUUCGAUAACCACUACCGCAGCUCGACCCUGUACAGCAGAUUUUUUUAUGAGUCGUAGCGUCCGGAAGCCCUGCAGCUCUUUUAUUUAACCUGUGACUGAAGCCCAUUUUCAACCUGAAGUACCCGGGAACUACGGAGCCACAUGAACCACACUCAGGAACUAAAAGCUGAUUUUUGUACAGUAACAUUUGCACCCCCCCCAACAACAGAUAAACCAGGAAAAGUAAGAAAAGAGUUGUAACAGAGUAGAAGAGUGAGACUUUGAGUUGUUCAGGGCGGUAACUAACUCUCUAAGUGAUUAAUACUUUACUUUAAAUGACGUCUUCAAAAAAAGUUUGUUUUUGAUCAGGACUGAAACCCGAACAUGGAAGAGAGUUUUUCCACUUUGGCUUCAAAAUAAUAAUCAAAGUUGUUGCCCAGUAAUUUAUCCACUGAUCAGUUUGACUCAGUUCUAUUAUUCGUCUAAAUAUUAAGUAGAAAAGCAGUUUGAGAUCCAGUUUUCUCACAAACUGAGUCUGUGUGUUGUUCCGGGCUCCAACUAACUCCGUCUCUCGAGUUAUUGAUUCAUACUUUAGUUUAAAAUGUAAUAAAAGUUAGUUUUGGAUCAGGUCCACAACGUGAUGAUCAGUAACGUGGCCCGUCUUUAUAACUGCAGCGCCGCCCUGUGGUUUGUUUUACAGUUAUUUAUUUCUGCUCUUUGCCCGAUGGUUCCUGGACCAUCUGACCCGAACCCGAUCGUUUAUUUAGGAACUAAAUGUAAAGUGUCCGAGUUCCUUAAAAAAGGUUCCUGAGUUCCUGAAAAGUUCCCGUGGUGGAAACGGGCUGAACGGCUCUGUUGGGUUUUAUUUUUGCGGUUUCACCCUCGUAGAGCAUUUACACGCCGUCGGUCCCGAUAGUUUUUGAGCCAAUCAGAAAGAAGCGAGUGACAGCUGACCAAUCAGGGCGCUCCGAGGCUCCGGCGCCACCCUUACGGGCUUCAGGCUUUGUGGGAUGUGACGGUUUAGACUGCAGCACUGUAAGUAACUUCCUGUCCAGUUUAAACCAGCAGAAAGCUGUUUUUCUACCUUCAAAGUAAAACGCCCAUCGUUUAGUUUCCAAGGGAUUAAAAAAAAUAAAAGCCUGUUUUUAUUUUCCCGCCGAGGGCCUUUUAUUAACGCAGACUUCAGAGACGUGUCUAUUUUCCGUGUGAUUGUGCUUUUCAUGUUGCAUUUACAAAAUGUAUUUGAAAAAUAAUAAAGAUAAAAUAUUAAUGAAUGUGAGGACGAAUUUGGCCAGAAGCGUCAAGGAGAGAGGGACAAGUGCAGUUUGUUUUCAUGUUAAAGCUGACCACGUGGAUCUGAGCUGGGUUCUGGUUCUGGUUGCCUUUGUGUUAUGUUUUUUGGAGUAAGAACAGAACGGACGGGGAUCUGUCGACGACAUUCCACUCUGGAAGAUGUUUGGGAGGUUUCAGACAGGAAACAUCAGAACUGAGCUGUGUUUCUGUCUCACUGGUGGAAUCAGCCUUUAAAUAAACGUAAACUAUGUUCUCCCUUAA
Morone saxatilis (striped sea-bass) is the source of this 6408-nucleotide messenger RNA. RefSeq names its product SMG7 nonsense mediated mRNA decay factor (gene smg7). Gene Ontology annotation, biological process: nuclear-transcribed mRNA catabolic process, nonsense-mediated decay. The record is from RefSeq and is a predicted model, not a curated record. Lineage: Eukaryota; Metazoa; Chordata; Actinopteri; Moronidae. Gene Ontology annotation, molecular function: telomeric repeat DNA binding; protein binding; telomerase RNA binding. Gene Ontology annotation, cellular component: telomerase holoenzyme complex.